UUAAAUCAUAAUAAAAUUAUUUUUGUUACCUCCUUGCUUGAUCAGAGUGCAACUGACGCUUGAAGUAAUGACAGCUGUCAAUUUAAGCGCCUGGUGAUUUCUUGUGACAGACAUAAAGAAUGGUUCGUAUUCUAAAAACAGGAGAAAUUGUGAGUGACAAUGAUCCUCGAGCUCAGCAAGCAAAUGCCAGACCUAGACAGAAUAUUGGCAGAAUACAGCAUGAUCCAGAUGAGAUGGCUCGGCAGUAUGAGGGUGGAGGUGGAGAGGGUGGUGGGCAACAAGCAUCAGUGUUUGAUGGACUUAAUCAGAGACUUGUUGAUUAUGGAUUUCCCCGUUUUAACGUUGGAUCUCACACUGUAGAGCCAAUUGUCACUGUGGGUUUCAUACUUGCAGGGCUAUUGUUAGGAUUACCAGGACUACUUUUGGCAGCUGUUUUAUUUUUUGUCUCCAAAAUGAGCACCACAGGUGGUGGACUUGCUUCAUUCUUUGGUGGAGGAAGGAAGGUCAAGGUGAAUCAAGGCCAAGGUCGCCUCAGGGUGAAGGAAAUAGACUUGGCAGAUCUUGAUGUUGCAGUCUUAUUUUGUGCAAUUUUUAAUCAGACAUUUUUCCAGGGAUAUUCAAAGAUGCAGGACAUCUAUGUGUUCAGCUUUCACAACUUAAUUGCAUUAUUCCAAGAUGCCCUCAAAAACAAAAUAACUGAUUAUGGAAAGUUGUGGUAUAGAAUUGCACAGCCACAUGUCAGUAUGAGGGAGUGUGAUAAGAACUACUUUUAGCGUUGUACAUUAAAUCUGCUGUUACAUUAAUGUAAUCAUAUACAUCACUGAAUAUUUAGAUAAAACAGGGCAUUUAUCUCAAUCUUGAUUUAUUUUCAUUCAUAUUUUGAAAUCCAGCAUCCAUUCAGUCAAUUAAGCUAAAAAGGUCUAGAUCUGAGAUCAGCCUAAGUUAUGUAUGGUGUGUGUGUGUGGGGGGGGAUUGUGUUCACUUUAUAUUUUUAUAUGCCCAUUUUGAGAAAAACACAACACAAUAUGGAAUUGUAUUGUACGUCGGUCAACAUUUUCUGUUUCCUGACAUAGAACAGCUUUACAGGAUCACUUGAAGAUGACUGUUUUUGGUUUUAGGUCCAGUAGGUCAAAGGUCCAGGUCACAGUGACUAAGAGACUGAAAAAGGUUUUUAACUCAAUCAUAAAAUAUAACAGGUGCAACUUUCAAACUUUACAUAAUGACUAAGUACCACUAAAGGAAGAUCCCUAUUAUUAUGGGGGUCAAAACAAAUUGUUUUUUUAAAACCUCAUAGUACAGGUGGUCAAUCACAUUGAAGCAACAUUUUUAUAGCUUUUGUCUCUUUUCGUAUAUACUACUAAAGAUAACUUAUACCCAAGAUUUAUUUAAGGAACAAAAUAAGUAAUUACGUAUAGUUUAGUUAGAUCCCUAUUAGAAAUGAAUAUUUUUUGGUUUUUAUAAAAUUUCAUAAUUACGCCCCCCCCCCCCCCCACACACACACACUCUCCCACUCCUUUAAUAUGAAAGUAUUUAAAAAGCUGAUUAUUUCUUUGCAUUUCAAUAUACUUGUAAAUUAUAGUUUUACAUUUCUGUUUGAUAGACAUCGAGAUAAUUCAACAAUGUGAAUCAAAAGGCAAGUUUUAAACUGUGCAUAGCUUCAGAAUUAACUUAUUUUCAGUCUGUUUUGGUUCAGCAACCAAAUUACACAAAUGGAGGUAAUAAUUAUUUCACAAACUUGCUUUUCUAAUGAAUUUUGGCUAAAUAUACACUUGUUAAUGGAAUUGUUUGACAAAUCUUGUAUACAUAUCAUUCUGUAGGCUAAGAAAGUUUCUCUGUUUUGUUGGGCAACAAGGAUAGGAAAAUAAAAUUUGAAAAAUACCUGCAGUGAAAAUCUUACAUGAAUUAGGCUCGCGGAGAACAUCAAUAAGUGUAGGUGAUCAGAUGAUAAAGUUAGAAAAUAAAUACAUUACUUGACCAAAAUCUGGUUACCCACCUUUAAAGGUUUUUUAUGAAAAAAAAGCACAUCUAAUAGAGAUCUUUCUCAGUGUAUUGGACCCUUUGUCUAAUAGAAUAGUCAGUGGUAUUAAAGCAGCAUGUUAUAACAUCCUUCGUUUUUAGCUUAACUAUUCAAAGAAUAGGUAGAGCUAUUGGACUCACCCAUGCGUUGGCGUCUGCAUCUAUGCUGGCGUUCAGUUUGGUUAAGUUUUUGUAUGUAAGCUGGUAUCUCAGUAACCACGAAUGAGAAUGGAUUGAAACUUCACAAACUUAUUCACUGUGAUAAACUGACUUACAGUGCACAGGUUCCAUAACUCUAUUUUGCUCUUUACAAAAUUAUGCCCCUUUUUCGCCUUAGAAAUUUUUGGUUAAAGUUUUAUAUGUAAGCUGGUAUCUCAGUACCCACUGAUGGGAAUGAAUUGAAGCUUCACAUACUUGUUCACUGUGAUGAUCUGACAUGCAGUGCACAGGUUCCAUAGCUCUACUUUGCAUUUUUACAAAAUUAUGCCCCUUUUUCAACUUAGCAGUUUUUGGUUAAGUUUUUGUAUGUAAGCUGGUAUCUCAGUACCCACUAAUGGGAAUGGAUUGAAACUUCACACACUAGUUCACUGCAAUGAUCUGACAUGCAGUGCACAGGUUCCAUAACUCUACUUUGCAAAAUUAUGCCCCUUCUUUGACUUAGCAGUUUUUGGUUAAGUUCAACAAUUGUCCAUUGUUAUGAGCUGAUAUGUGUUUUACAGGUUCCAUAACCCUGUUUUGCAAUUUUACAAAAUUAUGCCCCUUUUUCGACUUUAAUAUUCAUUCUAUUGACAAGGCUGUUGAAUAGUCGAGCGUUGCUGUCCUCCGACAGCUCUUGUUAUAUUUACUGUCAGAAAGGCCAACUACAUUAUGCUGGAUUGGUAUCAAGAUAAUUAUUGUAUUACCUCCCUUUAGAGUGGAAACAUUAAAAAGCAAUUUAUUUGUCUUCAUUUCAAUAGAAUUUCUUGUUACAUGUACACAUUUUCAUUUUAUAACUAUUGGUAUGAUAGUCUGAUUUUAAAGAAAACUUUGAAAACUUAGAAUAAUUUAUUAAUUUUCUGUCAGUCCUGGUUGCACAACUGAGAUAGAAACGACGGGAUGUGGUGGUAAUUUCAUGAAUUUUUAUUUCUAUUGAAUUGUUGCUAUGUGUAAAGUAAUCAACGCAAAUCAUUUACAAAUGUACUACUAUAAUGUUCCUGUCUCAGUUUACCACCAACACCAUUAUCAUCCAUAAGAGGUUCGUCAAAAUCCCGAGACCAAAUUUGUAGAAAGGUUCAGUACCAAGGCUAGUUUCACAUAUCUUACGUAUUUUCCAGUUGAUUGAUUUUUGAUGGAGUUUUGGCCCCCUAAAGGACAUUUUUAGCUUGACUAUUUAAAGAAUAGUUUGAGCUAUUCUACUCACCAUGAUGUUGGCGUCGGCAUCACACCUUGGUUAUAGUUGUGCAUGCAAGAACAUAUUAUAGCUAUUAUUUAAAGGCAUAUACUUUGAAACUUAUUUUUUUUUCUUUUUCUACGUCUAUAACCAACCUCACUGGAUCAAGGCCCAUAAUUCUGACAUGCACUUUGGCCAAAUUAUGCCCACUUUGGGACGUAGAUCCUGAUUAAAGUUUUACAUGCAAGUUACUAUCUCAAAAACUAAUGCAAAUAUUGAAUUGAAACUUCAUGUUUCUUCGGGUUUAUAAAACUAGGUCAUAGCAUCAAGUCCCAUAACUCUGACAUGUAUUUUGCAAAAUUAUGUCCCCUUUUGAACUUAAAAACUUAUGGUUAAAGUUUUGCAUGCAAAUUACUAUCUUCAGAUUGAAUGCAGAUACUGGAUUGAAACUCUAUAGAUAUUUUAACAUUUUGGGUAAUAUUCCUGCUUCUGGGACAACAAUUCGAAUAGUUGAGCAUUGGCUGUCUUACGGACAGCUCUUGUUUAUAAAGUUUGUCUGGACUACCUCUGCACUACUGACUGAAUUUGAUGAUUUUGGUGGAGUUAUGGGAAUAAAAAAGCUCUAUUUCACUAUGUUUGCACUCUAGCACCAUCAUCUUAUCAUCAAUAAAAUCUUAAAAGAUUUAUAAUAGGUCAGAUUGGAAUAGCAAGUAUGAGCCCUUGAUUGAUUAAAAAAUAAAAAUGUCUUAUUUCACUUUGUUUAUAAUUGAACACCUUUAUUUCUUACCUAAUUAUAGUUGUUUACACAUAUACAAAUAUAUACUUAUGAGAUUUUUUUUCAAAUUUGAAUAUGGGCAAAUCAGAUUAUUAGGUUGAGAGUUAUAAUUUUAUGCCCUUGAAUUAUUAAAAAAAUGUUUAAAGUUUGGUCUAUUUUGUAUUCAUUUUCAAUUGAAUUGAUAUCAUGCUGACAUUUAUAAAGUCACUGUCAUCUCCAAGUACUGGAGUGGUCAUACUAUUGAUUGAUAAAGUCACUGCCAUCUCCAAGUACUGGAGUGGUCAGACCAUUGAUUGAUAAAGUCACUGUCAUCUCCGAGUACUUGAGUGGUCAGACUAUUGAUUGAUAAAAGUCACUGUCAUCUCCGAGUACUUGAGUGGUCAACUGAUUAAGUCACUGUCAUCUCCGAGUACUUGAGUGGUCAUACUAUUGAUUGAUAAAGUCACUGCCAUCUCCAAGUACUGGAGUGGUCAGACCAUUGAUUGAUAAAGUCACUGUCAUCUCCAAGUACUGGAGUGGUCAGACUAUUGAUUGAUAAAAGUCACUGUCAUCUCCGAGUACUUGAGUGGUCAACUGAUAAAGUCACUGUCAUCUCUGAGUACUGGACUGGUCAGUUGAUAAAGUCACUGUCAUCUCUGAGUACUGGAGUGGUCAAUUGAUAAAGUCACUGUCAUCUUUGAGUACUGGAGUGAUCAGACUAUUGAUUGAUAAAAGUCACUGUCAUCUCCGAGUACUGGAGUGGUCAGACUAUUGAUUGAUAAAAGUCACUGUCAUCUCCGAGUACUGGAGUGGUCAGACUAUUGAUUGAUAAAGUCACUGUCAUCUCCGAGUACUGGAGUGGUCAGACUAUUGAUUGAUAAAGUCACUGUCAUCUCCGAGUACUGGAGUGGUCAGACUAUUGAUUGAUAAAAGUCACUGUCAUCUCCGAGUACUGGAGUGGUCAAUUGAUAAAGUCACUGUCAUCUCUGAGUACUGGAGUGGUCAGACUAUUGAUUGAUAAAAGUCACUGUCAUCUCUAAGUACUGGAGUGGUCAGACUAUUGAUUGAUAAAGUCACUGUCAUCUCCGAGUACUGGAGUGGUCAACUGAUAAAGUCACUGUCAUCUCCGAGUACUGGAGUGGUCAAUUGAUAAAGUCACUGUCAUCUCUGAGUAAUGGAGUGGUCAGACUAUUGAUUGAUAAAAGUCACUGUCAUCUCCGAGUACUGGAGUGGUCAACUGAUAAAGUCACUGUCAUCUCUGAGUACUGGACUGGUCAACUGAUAAAGUCACUGUCAUCUCCGAGUCCUGGAGUGGUCAGACUAUUGAUUGAUAAAAGUCACUGUCAUCUCCGAGUACUGGAGUGGUCAACUGAUAAAGUCACUGUCAUCUCUGAGUACUGGACUGGUCAACUGAUAAAGUCACUGUCAUCUCCGAGUCCUGGAGUGGUCAGACUAUUGAUUGAUAAAGUCACUGUCAUCUCCGAGUACUGGAGUGGUCAGACCAUUGAUUGAUGAGUUAUGUUCUCUUGAUUAAGUAAACAUUUAUAGGCAGUUUAGCUCUUGUAUUACUGUACUUUUGUACCAAACUCUGUAUGUGAGUUCAUGUGCCAGUGUACAUAGCUUGAGUUGAGAGAAACCGCAAUAAAGGGCUGCAUGCAGUCAUCUUUCAUUUUUGCUUUUAUUGAUAAGUUAUGAUUUCUUACAAUUUCCUAUUUACUUUUAACUAUCUCCCUUUCUAUUUUCCCCCGAGAAUUAAAAUGUAUCACAAACAUUAAACUGCUUAACAUUUA
Molecule: messenger RNA, 5929 nt
Organism: Mercenaria mercenaria
Lineage: Eukaryota; Metazoa; Mollusca; Bivalvia; Venerida; Veneridae
Product: protein FAM241B-like
Exons: 3
Coding region: 120-773 (217 amino acids)
Cellular component (GO): intracellular membrane-bounded organelle
Source: RefSeq, a predicted model, not a curated record